AUGAGACUGAGGAACGAAACGAGGGAGAGGUAGAGAGAAGGAGAGAGAGAGGGAGAGGGGGAGAAGAGGGGCCCCGAGCAGGAGAAAGGGCUGCAGGGUGAAGAAGGAGUGAGAGAAAAGUAGGAAAAGUAAGAGAGGGGUCAGGGGAAAGAAAGGAAAGAGAAAAACAAGUCGAGGAGAGAAACAACAGGAAGAAUAAAGGGGGAGGGACGUCUUAGUAAAAGAAAAUAAGGCAAGGGGGGGUGGAGUCAGUUGUAGCUAGAUGAGGAAAACAGUUAGAGUGAAUGACUAGGUCAGAGUUGGAGAGCAGCAGGGAGGAGAAGGAAACCAGUUGGGUUUUUUAAAGGCAUUUUCCACAGCAGCCAGCCUCUACUCCGGACGGACUGUUUUCAUUCUGAAAUGUACUCAGACAGCACACGGACGGGACACUACGGACUCAUUCAUCAAAACAACAACGACUACUGCUACUGCCGCCACAGUGUCCAUUACACACCCACGUUGUUCCAGGGAGGACCAGGGGGGUACAGAUCACCAGCCAUAAGCCCAGACCAUCCAGACCACCCACCAUCACUGGACCUCAGGGAAGACUUCCAGCUUCCUCCUUUCCCUGUGGAGCCCCAGGACAUAGAGCCUGGACUAGAGAAGGGUGAGAGAAGUGGAGGAGGAAGAGGUGGUGGAAGAGGAGAUGGAGGAAGAGGUGGAGGAGGCAGAAGAAAAGGUGAAGGCAGAGGAGGAGGAGGCAGACGAGAAGGUGAAGGCAGAGGAGGAGGAGGAGGAGGAGGAGGAGGAGGAGGCAGAAGAGAAGGUGAAGGCAGAGGAGGAGGAGGAGGAGGAGGCACUGAAGCUGAAACUGGAAGUGGUCACACUCACAUGGCCCCACAGAGGAGGCCAGUGUUCACAGGGCAGGGUGAGCAUGUCCAACCUCAGCCAGACCAAUUUAGCCCUUGCCAAACCUGGGACUACAACCCUGCCCAGUGGAGCUGGCCAGUGGAGCCCUCAGGCCCUGGUCUGAGACACUAUUCCCCUGUGAGAGAACAAUGUGGCUGUGUGGGACGGGGUGGAGGUGACGCUGUUGGGACGGCGACCGGGACACACCCCUUCAACAGCAGCAGACACGCGUCAGCCUUGUCACUCCCCCCGGACCCAGACCCGGCACACAUACAGACAGACAGGCAGACUAGCUAUAACUACAAUCCAGAGGGGCACAGACAGGCUAGUUAUGGUUCGGAAGAGCAGAUCUGGGGUCAGCCGAAACACAGACAGGCCAGCUGCAGUUACAGUUUGAAAGAUCAGCCAAAACACAGGCCAGAAAGACAGGCUAGCUACGGUCCACAGGAACUACUCAGACAGGCUAGCUACGGCUACAGUCCAGAAGAACAGAUCUGGGAUCAGUCGAAACACAGACAGGCUAACUACAGCUACAGUCCAGAAGACAAGCCGAUACACGGACAGACUAGCUACGGUCCAGAAGAACAGAUCUGGGAUCAGUCGAAACACAGACAGGCUAGCUACAGCUACAGCCCAGAAGAGCAGGUCUGGAGAUGUACUGCUGGUGGCGAACACGAUCAUUUGGACAGGUGUGUACCACUGGAACAAGGAGAUUUACACUCCUACAUGCCAAAUGGAUGCUGUGGCGGUGGUGGUCCCAGCCCCAGGCCUGUGUCCUCUCGGGGCAGGGGAGAUAGAGCUAACCUCCAGGAGAGGUCUACUAGAUUAAAGGCUGGAGGAGUUGGUGGUGGGGCAGAAGAGGACGGCUGUAAUGGACAACAUGUCCCUGCUGGCUCUAGCUCUGAGGGUUCGGUCCGGGAGAAGCAGGGUUCGGUCCGGGAGAAGCAGGGUUCGGUCCGGGAGAACCAGAGUUUGGUCUGGGAAAACCAGGGUUCGCUUCGGGAGAAGGAGGGUUCAGUCAGGGAGAAGGAGGGUUCGGUCCGGGAGAACCAGAAUUCGAUCCGGGAGAAGGAGGCUUCGGUCCGGGAGAAGGAGCGUGCGGUCCGGGAGAACCAGGGUUCGACCCAGGAGAAGAAGGGUUCGCUCCGGGAAAAGCAGGGUUCGCUCUGGGAGAACCAGGGUUCGAUCCGGGAGAAGGAGGGUUCAGUCUGGGCGAAGAAGGGUUCGGUCCGGGAGAACCAGGGUUCGAUCCGGGAGAAGGAGGGUUUGGUUCGGACGAAGGAGGGUUCUGUCUGUGAGCAGAUCAGACAGGUGGUGUCAGACCUGGAGGGGGUCCUGGGUGGUCUCAAACAGGUCCACGUGGAGAUGAAGGAGGUAAGAAGUCUCUGCUGUAUGUUAACCUGCAGUUAGCCUGGUCCCAGAUCUGUUUGUGUUUUAGCCAACUCUGACUAUAGUUGUCACGCCAUCAUACCUAGCCUCGCGAGCCACGCUACAUAGCGUAUAUUUAUAUAAGCUCGGGAGUUCAGUGUGGCUUGCGAGGCUAACUAUAGUUGUCAUGCUGUUCAUGUAGUCUGAGAAGUCGGCUAAAGCAAGAAGCUCUGUUUAACCUGAUGAAUCCAUAGAAAAUGAAAUGAAAUGGACAGUACUCCAUUAAGCUUUUGAUAAUUUGUUUAUUUACCCUGCAUAAACGCAAUGAAUGAUCGAGGCAUAUUUCGUUCUGAGUCCUGUCCAUCUGCUUUUCUAUGGAGUGUACUUACGGGAUCAUGCAACCACAUUUUUAAGGACCAUUUUUCCGAAUGAGUGCCUACUAUGAAUGCUAAUGAAUGAACGAUAUGGCAAAAAUAGUAAUGACAACAACAGGAGUUGUCUGAAACCUACACAGUGAUCUGAGGACGAGGCUGUUUGCCUUGAAUCCACAUAUACGUUUCAGUACGGUUGUUUCAGUACGGUUGUUUCAGUAGGGUUGUUUCAGUAGGGUUGUUUCAGUACGGUUGUUUCAGUAGGGUUGUUUCAGUACGGUUGUUUCAGUAUGCUUACAUUGACAUCUGAGGUAAAGCAGACACUGAUGGACCUAUGAAUGUCCUCUUUCUGUUUAUGGGCAAUUACACAGUAACAGAAUGAUGCUCAGACUCGGAUGAUUAUUCACUUUAAAAUGUGUGCCAAACAAAAAACAAAUGAAAACCCAUUUACUUGAAGAACUGUGAAGAGGCAAAGUUUGGUAACAGAAUGACAGUUUGUGCUGUUGGUGCCGUCAUCCUGUUACCAAACUUUGCAUCUGCACAGUUCUUCAAGUAAAUGGGUUUUCAUUGGUUUUUGUUUGGCACACUGUACAUUAUAAAGGGAGAAAUCUGAGUCACAGCAUCCUUCUGUUAUCGUGGAAUUGCCCUCAUGCAUUCCGCUCUGUAGAAAAAAAAAUUACAUUGCAGGCUGAUAUGGAAGGAGAUAGCAUUGUUCAUCAUUUGAGUCAUUUCUUGCAGUUGCAUUGAUUGAUUGAAAGCGAUUCACAUUGACCGUGUAGUGUCGAGUCAAAGUUGCUAGUCAUUGCUGAUAAACAAAGGAGUCCGCUCAUACUGAACCUUUGAUCAUAAGUUUUAUUCAUAUCACAAGAUUCCAGCAUAAGUUUUACAGAUGUCAUGACCACCCGGAGAGCGGCGUCCCAGAUUGCAAUGGCCGCUCUAACCUCUUCUUCGUUUUUACCCAGUAUAUAUAAUCUUCCCAAGAUAUGGGUGGCUCCCUCUACUGUCCAAUCCCCUGUCUACAACACACACUUCCUGUCUGUUGUAUGUGGCGUCACACUAAAACAUUCCCUCUUGACACUAAAAUAAACAUCCUAUCAGGUUCCACUUAAAACCAUUAACAAAGUCAUAAUCUUAAUACACUACAACCGUUUGGCUAAAACCUGCUGCUAGAAUUGAUGGAGACACAAGAAGCACAUUAAAGAGCAUGUCUUGAGACCGGUUCCUGAACUAUGCUUAGCUUUUAUGGUGUCAAUAUGUAAUAGGGACGUAGUAUACUGUACCUUGUUGAAAAGAUAUCUCAUGACUAUCGAGAGACAUGGUCCAGUAUAACAUAAUGUAUGAAUAUAUUGUAGUUAUGUAGUAUAAUGUACUGGUAACUAAUGUAGUAAUGUAGUAUAAUGUAUUAAUAUACCGUAGUAAUGUAGUAUAAUGUAGUGGUAACUAAUGUAGUAAUGUAGUAUAAUGUAUUAAUAUACUGUAGUAAUGUAGUACAAUGUUUGAAUAUACUGUAGUAAUGUAUGAAUAUACUUUAGUAAUGUAGUAUAAUGUAGUGGUAACUAAUGUAGUAAUGUAGUAUAAUGUAUUACUAUACUGUAGUAAUGUAGUAUAAUGCAGUGGUAACUAAUGUAGUAUAAUGUAUUAAUAUACUGUAGUAAUGUAGUAUAAUGUACUGGUAACUAAUGUAGUAAUGUAGUAUAAUGUAUUAAUAUACUGUAGUAAUGUAGUAUAAUGUAUUAAUAUACUUCAGUAAUGUAGUAAUAUACUGUUGUAAUGCAGUAUAUUGACUCUCUGUAUUGUCCAGUAGGUGGUCCAACAGAUGUAUUGUCUGACAGCUACCAAACACAUUUCGUUGUAAAAUAUAUAUAUAUUUGAAAUAUAUUGUCAAACAAUAUGACUCUUUAAAAACGUAUAGUAUAACAGACAUGUUAUAUAAUUGUUGGUAACUAUGUUUAUUGACUCUGUGUUGUCCUGUAGGUGGUCCAACAGAUAGAUUGUCUGACAGCUAACAUUGACCUGGGAGAGGAAGAGGGAUCAUGUAACAAGUCCCCUAGUAGUGGUGACGGUCUCCCCAAACCCAGAGACUGUAGAGGUGGUGACGGUCUCCCCAAACCCAGAGACUGUAGAGGUGAUGACGGUCUCCCCAACCCCAGAGACUGUAGAGGUGAUGACGGUCUCCCCAAACCCAGAGACUGUAGAAGUGGUGACACCCUCCCCAACACCAGAGACUGUAGAGGUGGUGACGGUCUCCCCAACCCCAGAGACUGUAGAGGUGAUGACGGUCUCCCCAACCACAGAGACUGUAGAAGUGAUGACGGUCUCCCCAACCCCAGAGACUGUAGAAGUGAUGACGGUCUCCCCAACCCCAGAGACUGUAGAGGUGGUGACGCCCUCAACCCCAGAGACUGUAGAGGUGGUGACACCCUCAACCCCAGAGACUGUAGAAGUGGUGACACCCUCCCCAACCCCAGAGACUGUAAAGGAGCCCUGAUGUUCAACCAGGGAUACCAGAGACCACAGUACAGAGACAUGGAACGUACCGUCAACAACAAGACUACUAGGGUCCAGGUGCACAACCACUGGACUAAUACAGGGGGCCUGGUCCACAACCAUAAGACUCCUGGGGAUCAUGGACCACAGCGCAGAGACAUGGAUCAUACUGUCAUCAUACAUGACCCUCCUUCCGACCCCAGAGGUGUCCCUGGGGUCCUUGUGUACAACCAGAAGACUAAUGGAGACCAGGGAGUCCCCCUACUGUACAGACGCCCUGACCAUACUGUCACCAUACGAACUACCUCCCCGUCCCCUGUCCUCACUGCAUCUGUCAUCCAGACCAACCGGGUUUGGGUCACAGCCCUGAGCCCCAUGGGCUCCAAAGACCCCAAACAGGACAGACGGGGGUUCAACGGACACCUUCCUCUACCCGGUCCAGGUAGAGGACUGAACCCCCCAAACCCCACCAGAGCUAGAAAUUACCCCCUCCCUACCCAUACCCUUAUGGACUCACCUGUCUGACCCCACAGCCAUGGCUGAUUACAGUGUCCCCUCUCCCAUGGUCGGAUACAGUGUCCCCACUCCUAGGAGCCAGAAACCUCCACUGUACCCCCACCACAACGGACGGGUGGAGAGGCUCAGUAAGGGUCUGGCCCAGAGCCACCCUACCCUACCCGCCCAGCCCACCUAG
Messenger RNA from Coregonus sp. 'balchen', 5808 nucleotides. Lineage: Eukaryota; Metazoa; Chordata; Actinopteri; Salmoniformes; Salmonidae. The record is from the annotation of a GenBank genome assembly.